Molecule: messenger RNA, 2292 nt
Organism: Myotis brandtii (Brandt's bat)
Lineage: Eukaryota; Metazoa; Chordata; Mammalia; Chiroptera; Vespertilionidae
Gene: ABHD8
Product: abhydrolase domain containing 8
Exons: 5
Coding region: 565-1791 (408 amino acids)
Molecular function (GO): catalytic activity
Source: RefSeq, a predicted model, not a curated record
CGUCUCUACGGGGAAAGGUCAGCACAGAGAGAGGACCUGGGGCUUCGUUUGGAGGGGACCGGGCAGUUGGGAGGCAGGGGCUGGCCGAGGGGAUCCUAUUCGCAGCGAGGGGGCUCCGGGUCCCGCCUCCCUCAGCUCCUCAAGCACCAACUUGCGACCCCUCCUCGGCCCUGGGCCAGGCCCAAUACCUCCUCCCACCUCUGCAAGCCCCCAAGCGGGCUGGGCAGUUGCAGCCCGCCCCCAUGCCGAGAUGCCGCUUCUGAUUGGUAGUCUAACUAGGGCAGGUCAGUCCGCAGCUGCGAUUGGCGGAGGUGCCCGUCGGUCGGCGCGCGGCUCCGCCCCCCGGGGAGAGACUUAAAGGGCCGGUUUGCUCAGCAGCAGCGGCGGUGGGAUGCCCCCUCCUUGACCACCAUUCCAGACCCGCGCCGUCCCGCGUAGACGCGCUAGACGCGCCCGGCCCGACCCCGCGCCAACAUGUAAACGGCUCCUGCAGGCAGACGCUGGCUUCUCCGCCCGGGACCCUCCGCCCCGCCCCGGGCCCGGAGCCCUCGAUGAGGACACACCAUGCUGACCGGGGUGACCGAUGGGAUCUUCUGCUGCCUACUGGGUGCACCACCCAAUGCAGUGGGGCCACUGGAGAGCGUUGAGUCCAGCGAUGGCUACACCUUCGUGGAGGUCAAGCCUGGCCGCGUGCUGCGGGUGAAGCACGCUGGACCUGCCCCAGCUCCAACCCCACCUCCACCGCUACCUGAUACAGCCCAGGGGGACCGGUCCGGCUUGGUCCGGUGCCAGCGCCGAAUCACCGUGUACCGUAACGGGAGGUUACUGGUGGAGAACCUGGGCCGGGCACCAAGAGCUGACCUCCUGCUUGGGCAGAAUGGCUCCGGGGAGCCUCCGGCCUCUCUAGAGGUGGAGCUGGCAGACCCGUCAGGCAGCCCCAAGAGGACCAUCCACAUUGACUGUGAGAAGCGGAUCACCAGCUGCAAGGGCACACAGGCCGAUGUGGUGCUCUUUUUCAUCCAUGGUGUUGGCGGCUCCCUGGCCAUCUGGAAGGAGCAGCUGGACUUCUUUGUGCGCCUGGGCUAUGAGGUGGUGGCUCCGGAUCUGGCCGGUCAUGGGGCCAGCUCGGCGCCCCAGGUGGCUGCAGCCUAUACCUUCUAUGCGCUGGCAGAGGACAUGCGUGCCAUCUUCAAGCGCUAUGCCAAGAAGCGAAAUGUGCUCAUUGGGCAUNCCUACCCACUGGGCAGUGUCUCUUUCUGUACGUUCCUGGCGCAUGAGUACCCAGACCUGGUGCAUAAGGUCAUCAUGAUCAACGGCGGGGGCCCCACGGCACUGGAGCCCAGCUUCUGCUCCAUCUUCAACAUGCCCACGUGUGUCCUGCACUGCCUGUCACCCUGCCUGGCUUGGAGCUUCCUCAAGGCCGGCUUCGCCCGCCAAGGGGCCAAAGAGAAGCAGCUACUGAAGGAGGGCAAUGCAUUCAACGUGUCGUCCUUCGUGCUGCGAGCCAUGAUGAGUGGCCAGUACUGGCCCGAGGGCGACGAGGUCUAUCAUGCGGAGCUCACUGUGCCGGUCCUGCUCGUCCAUGGCAUGCAUGACAAGUUUGUUCCGGUGGAAGAAGACCAGCGCAUGGCUGAGAUCCUGCUUCUGGCCUUCCUGAAGCUCAUCGAUGAAGGCAGCCACAUGGUGAUGCUGGAGUGUCCAGAGACGGUCAACACGUUGCUCCAUGAAUUUCUGCUCUGGGAGCCCGAGCCCCCGCCUAGUGCCCUGACUGUGCCUCCUGAGAAGAAGUAGCUGCUGGGCCAGCAGGGCCUUGAGGAAGAGCAGGAGCCUGCGCUGCUGGGUCUGCAGCCAGGAUAUCUGGGCAGGCCGUUAGCUCUGGUGGACGGGGUCAGCCUGGGGAGACGCCCCUCGGCUGGCUGGCUGGGCGUGGCAUUCCAGGGAGCCGGGUGGACACUCAGGCUCCGCUUGCAUCCUGUGGGGCCCAACCAACCUGGGGCCCAUCCUGCCCGUAGCAGGGACUCUCUCAGAGGACGACCUUGUACAGAAGCCCCCUGCCCAUCAAAGCCAAGGCCAUAGUCAUGGUUGAGGCGACACCCACCCCAUUGUCUUACAUGUUAGCCAUGCUUAAUCCAGAGACCCUGGGGGGGGGGGCGCCCCAUUACCCAAGACCCUCCACUCCCAUUUCCUGGCGUUGGUAGCUUUUGUCGUCUAAGGGGGCAGGGAUGGGGGGACUGGCACCACAGAAUCUGCACAUCUCAACCUGUAACUCAAUAAAAAGAAGUGACAAUCCAA